This is a messenger RNA of Aspergillus homomorphus CBS 101889, 1126 nucleotides long. Its product is annotated as glycoside hydrolase family 28 protein. The record is from RefSeq and is a predicted model, not a curated record. Bases 1 to 1107 code for a protein of 368 amino acids. Lineage: Eukaryota; Fungi; Ascomycota; Eurotiomycetes; Eurotiales; Aspergillaceae. Gene Ontology annotation, molecular function: polygalacturonase activity. The transcript is spliced from 3 exons. Gene Ontology annotation, cellular component: extracellular region. Gene Ontology annotation, biological process: pectin catabolic process.
AUGCGUUUCGAUCUCCUUACUCUGGCCGCACUCGGCUCCCUCGCCGUUGCGGCCCCUGCUCCCGUCGAUGUCGCUGAGAGAGAGCUCGUCGAGAGAUCCUCCUGCAUCUUCACCGAUGCUGCGGCCGCCAAGGCGGGUGUCAAGAAGUGCUCCCACUCGGUGCUGAGGAACAUCAAUGUCCCCGCCGGUGAGACCCUUGAUCUGUCCCACGCCAAGGAGGGCUCCACCGUCACCUUCGAGGGCACCACCACCUUCGGCUACAAGCAAUGGAAGGGUCCCCUGAUCCGCCUCGGUGGUAAGGGCGUUACCUUCACCGCUGCCAACGGCGCCGUUAUCGACGGCCAGGGUGAGCGCUGGUGGGACGGCAGAGGCACCAACGGUGGCAAGACCAAGCCCAAGUUCAUGUACGCCCACAAGCUGCAGAGCUCGUACAUCCGGAACCUGAACAUCAAGAACACCCCCGUGCAGGCCAUCUCCGUUCAGGGUAACGAUGUGCACAUCGAGGGCGUGACCAUCGACAACUCCCUUGGUGACCACAAGGGUGGCCACAACACCGACGCCUUCGACGUCAACGAGUCCAAUGGCGUCUACAUCAGCGGCGCCAAGGUCUACAACCAGGACGACUGCUUGGCCAUCAACUCCGGCGAGAACAUCAACUUCUCGAACGGCUACUGCUCCGGCGGCCACGGUCUGUCGAUCGGCUCGAUCGGCGGCCGUUCCAACAACGUCGUCAAGGGCGUGCACAUCACCGACAGCCACAUCGUCAACUCCGACAACGGUGUCCGCAUCAAGACCAUCUACAAGGAGACCGGCUCCGUCAGCGACGUCACCUACUCCAACAUCCAGCUGGAGAACAUCGCCAAGUACGGUAUUGUCAUCGAGCAGGACUACAAGAACGGCUCCCCCACUGGUAACCCCUCCAACGGCAUCCCCAUCAAGGACGUGACCAUCGACCGCGUCACCGGCUCUGUCAAGAGCGGCGCCCAGCCCGUCUACAUCCUGUGCGGCUCCGGCUCCUGCUCCAACUGGACCUGGAAGGGCGUUGAUAUCCACGGUGGCAAGGAGAAGAAGCAGUGCAAGAACAUCCCCCAGGGUGCUUCUUGCUAGAUGCUUCUCGGCUAUCAGC